AUGUCCGGAUUUGACGGAGUUGACCCUCUCGGAGUCGGUGGAUCUUUCCAGGCCCUUUCCGACACUAGUGACGCUUUCAAAGGUAGCGAGGGUGGCAGAUCUAUAUCCCUUAUCGCCUUAGGAUGUGGCGUCAUCGUCGGGGCUGCUUUUCGGAUAAUUUCUGGGGCUGGAUGUGCUUCCGGAGGUGACAGAGCUGUCCUCCGGGUAAUGUCUGGAGCUGAAAGUGCUCCCAAAGGUCGUGGGACUGUCUUCCGGGCAGCGUUGGGAGCUGGAAGUACUACCGGAGGUGGCGGGGCUGUCCUCCGGGUAAUGUGCGGAGCUGGAAGUGUUCCUGAAGGUGGUGGGGCUGUCCUUCGGGCAGCGUUUGGAGCUGGAAGUACUGCCGGAGGUGGCAGGGCUGUCCUCCAGGUAAUAUCCGGAGCUAGAAAUGUUCCCGAAGAUGGCGGGGUUGUCUUUCGGGCAGCGUUUGGAGCUAGAAGUACUGCCGGAGGUGGCAGGGCUAUCCUCCGGGCAGUAUCUAGAGCUGGAAGUGCUCCCGGAGGUGGCGGGGUUGUCAUCGGGGCAGUGUCUGGAGCUGGAAGUGCUGCCGGAGGUAGAGGGGUUGUCAUCUGGGUAGUAUCUGGAACUUGA
This is a messenger RNA of Andrographis paniculata, 630 nucleotides long. RefSeq names its product glycine-rich protein 5-like. Lineage: Eukaryota; Viridiplantae; Streptophyta; Magnoliopsida; Lamiales; Acanthaceae. The transcript has a single exon. Bases 1 to 630 code for a protein of 209 amino acids. The record is from RefSeq and is a predicted model, not a curated record.